CGAGUUACUGAACAGUACCUUUAUCUCACUCUCUUCCUAUAUAAUAUGAGAAGUGGAGCACCUUUGUUACAAGCAAAGAGCAAGAAGUCCUUUGGGAGUGUAGCAUCUAUAUAUCCUGGUUGAUUUCUUGUGCUUGAGAAAGAUAUGGAUUAUGGUAGUGGUGCUAUGCUCUUUUUGUUGACAUGCAUUGUCACAUACUUUUUUGGUUCAUUUCUUGGCAGAAGCAAAAAACCUAACUACAAGCUUCCACCUGGACCUUCCUUUUUCACUAUCAUGUCAAAUGUUGUUGAAUUGUACAACAAGCCACAACAAACACUUGCAGAAUUUGCUAAGUUAUAUGGUCCUAUUAUGCGCAUUAAGUUAUGCACAGAAACUACCAUAAUCAUCUCAUCAUCACAUAUGGCCAAAGAGAUUCUUUUUACAAAUGAUUCAUUGUUCACUGAUAGAUCUGUUCCUGAUAACACAACAACUCAUAAUCACAACAAUUUUAGCUUAGUUUUCCUCCCAUUUUCACCUCUUUGGCAACAUCUUAGGAAAAUAUGUCAUAAUAAUUUAUUCUCUACCAAGACUCUUGAUGGAAGUCAAGAGCUUAGACGUAGGAAAUUAAAAGAUCUUCUAAAUGAUAUGCAUAAAAGCAGCAUAACUGGUGAAGCUGUUGAUGUUGGAAGAGCUGCUUUCAAGGCUUGCAUUAAUUUUUUGUCAUAUACUUUUGUGUCUCAAGAUUUUGUUGAGAAUUUAGAUGAUGAAUAUAAAAAUAUAGUGUCUACUCUAUUAAGUGCUGUUGGAACACCAAAUAUUGCUGAUCAUUUCCCAGUGUUGAAGAUUUUUGAUCCACAAGGCAUUAGAAGACACACUACUCUUUAUGUUUCAAAAGUGUUCUAUGCUUUGGAUAUCAUAAUUGACCAACGAAUGAAGAUGAGACAAAGUGAACAAUAUGUCUCAAAAAAUGACAUGCUAGACGCCUUGUUGGACAUUUCCAAGGAAGAUAACCAAAAGAUGGAUAAAAGACAGAUUAAGCAUCUACUACUUGAUUUGCUUGUGGCGGGAACGGAAACAUCGGCAUAUGGAUUAGAAAGGGCAAUGAGCGAAGUAGUACGCCAUCCAGAGGUUAUGUCAAAAGCAAAGAAGGAAUUAGAGGAAACCAUUGGAUUAGGCAAACCAAUUGAGGAAUCAGAUAUUGAUAGGCUUCCAUACUUGAAUGCAGUGAUAAAAGAGAGUUUACGUUUACACCCUCCAGCUCCAAUGUUACUUCCUAGGAAAGCAAGGGUAGAUGUGGAAAUAGCAGGUUACACAAUUCCAAAAGGUGCACAAGUUCUGAUCAAUGAAUGGGCUAUUGGUAGAACAGACAUAUGGGAUGAUGCUCAUUUGUUUUCACCAGAAAGAUUUUUGGGUUCUGAAAUUGAUGUCAAAGGUCGACAUUUUAAGCUUACACCGUUCGGCAGUGGAAGACGUAUAUGUCCUGGCUCACCACUUGCUGUUAGGAUGUUGCAUUUGAUGUUGGGAUCAUUGAUUAACUCCUUUGAUUGGAAACUUGAAAAUAAUAUGGAACCAAAGGACAUGAACUUGGACAAACAACUAAGAGCUAUUCCAGUUGCAUUAAAUAAAGUAUAUUAAGUAAUUAACUUGAUGAAUAAUCUCUUUGUGUAACACCUCUAUUAAGGGGUGCAUUUAUCUUUCGUUAUUUAAUUUGCUCUAAGCCUAUUUAGUUUGUUGCAUGUGUCGGCUUAAGUGCCUCCCAGAGUUUUGAAGCCUUUGUAUGGGGAUGUAAAAUAUGUAUGGCUUCACGAAUAAAAUUUCAUUGUUUCUCUAUUUACAUA
Messenger RNA from Medicago truncatula (barrel medic), 1817 nucleotides. RefSeq names its product geraniol 8-hydroxylase. The record is from RefSeq and is a predicted model, not a curated record. Gene Ontology annotation, molecular function: oxidoreductase activity, acting on paired donors, with incorporation or reduction of molecular oxygen; heme binding; iron ion binding. The transcript is spliced from 3 exons. The coding region runs from base 145 to 1614 and encodes 489 amino acids. Lineage: Eukaryota; Viridiplantae; Streptophyta; Magnoliopsida; Fabales; Fabaceae.